AUGGAGCAAACUAAAGCUUUGAACGCACUAGAGCCGUUCAUCGCCCUCUCCAAGUCGGCCACCUCGCCCCGCGCCGCCGCCGACCUCAUCGAGCGGGCCACCUCUGCGCCCAACACAUACAUCUUCGCCGAGCUGUUGCAGUCACCGCAGCUCCAGGCCCUCGCAGCCUCACACCCGGAACAGCUCGCGCCGCACCUAGCGCUACUGCGCCUCUUCUCCUACGGCGACUACGAGACGUACGAGGCGACGCCCGGCCUGCCGGCGCUCAGUGACGCGCAACGCCUCAAGCUACGGCAGCUUAGCUUACUAUCGCUCGCGGCAGCCUCGCGCCAAAGGGCAGACCUCUCGUACGCGCGGCUCCUGCAGCGGCUGCGCCUCGACACUACGCCGCAGCUCGAGACGCUCGUCACCACGGCCAUUUACGCCGGGCUCAUCGACGCCAAGCUCGACCCGGCCCGCCAGCGCGUGCACGUCGUCCGCGUGGCGCCCCUGCGAGAUCUGAGCCCCGACGACGACACGCCGCGCAUGCGCGCUGCGCUCCAGGGCUGGUCGGACCGCUGCGCGGCGAUUCUCACGGAUGUAGAGACGCACAUGGAGCGGGUGAGGCAGGGCGCGGCUGAGAGAGCUAGGGCAGAGAGCGAGGCCAAAGAAAAAAUGGCGGAAAAGAUGGCCAAGGCCAUGACGGAGCUACGGGAUGCGGACAAGUUCGGUGGAGGAGGCAUUAUGCGCGAGCAGCUGGCGCGCAGAGGUAUGAGUAAGAGAGCGGUGUUGGAUGCGGUGGCAAAGUCCAAGGCGGAUGAGGCUAUGGAUCUGGAUGGGUUGUCUCCUAGCGAGGAGAGCAAGAAGAGGGCGGGCAAGAGAAAGAUGUAG
This is a messenger RNA of Beauveria bassiana ARSEF 2860, 870 nucleotides long. RefSeq names its product PCI domain-containing protein. Gene Ontology annotation, cellular component: COP9 signalosome. Lineage: Eukaryota; Fungi; Ascomycota; Sordariomycetes; Hypocreales; Cordycipitaceae. The record is from RefSeq and is a predicted model, not a curated record. The transcript is spliced from 2 exons. Bases 1 to 870 code for a protein of 289 amino acids.